CUGUGCUUUGCCUCUCAGUCUCCAGCAGCGGUACGGCCGAUGGGAACACAUCGGCCUUCUCUCCAUAAAACUGUCUCUGCAGCCUUACCUUCCGACACACCUUUUGUUGUCUGGUCAAGCUGGAGCCGGAGCUAACGGAAGCUAACGGAAGCUAAUAGGAGCUAGCGAGCAGCAUCACCCGCAUCGACUCACUACCCGACACCGGUGAAGUGUAGUUUGGGCUAAAGAGUUCCUCUAAAGCCGAAAAGAGGAGAAGUGACGACCGACACCCUGACAGGAUGAGUGGUGAUGAGUUGAACCCAGCUGCAGUGGCUCAGCCAGUGGAGGAUGUGCAGGGAGAUGGACGAUGGAUAUCACAGCACACGCGAUUUGUACAGGAGUGUAAAGACGCUGAGCCAGAUGUGCUCUUCGUGGGUGAUUCUAUGGUACAGCUAAUGCAGCAAUAUGAGAUCUGGAGGGAGUUAUUCUCUCCUCUUCAUGCACUGAACUUUGGUAUCGGAGGGGACACCACCUGUAAUGUCCUUUGGAGGCUGCAGAAUGGAGAGCUGGAGAACAUCCGUCCCAAGGUGGUGGUGUUGUGGGUAGGAACCAACAAUCAUGAACAUACCGCAGAACAAGUUGCUGGAGGAAUUCUUGCCAUUGCACAACUGCUCACCUCACGACUGCCCAGGGCGAAGAUAGUUGUAUUGGGCCUUUUGCCUCGAGGUGAGCGUCCCAACUCUCUGAGGGAGAAGAACACAGCUGUUAAUGGGCUCCUGCGUUCGUGGCUGCCACGACUGGGCCAGGCUCAGUUCCUUGACGUGAGCGGGGAGUUCGUCCACUCUGACGGAACUAUCAGCCCACAGCACAUGUUUGACUUCCUCCACCUGACGGCGACAGGUUACCGCACUGUGGCGAAGCCCCUCAGUGACCUGCUGCUUCAGAUACUGGAGGAGACGCCAGAGGAAAGACGAGCGUCGCUGGUUUGAGAAGCAGCACAUUUAUCCAGAGCCAUGUCUCACCCACUGCUGUGGGAGACGGGGGAGACAUGCCCCUGGUACAUGGAGGAGGAGGAAGGGCUCACUCAUAGGAGGAGGGGGAUGCACCUUGAUAUGAGUGGGCCUGUGCGAGGUGUGGGAUCACAUUCAUGAGUGUAGGGGCGGGUGUGGAGAGCUGCUGAAGAGGGAGAGAGACCUCACUACAGGUAGACACUGUGACUACAGUAGUUAGCUCUAUUGCAAACAGAUUUACACACAUCAGACUAUUCUGAAGGAUAGACCAACUGCAGUGGCAUACACACACACAUACACACAAAUUCAUUUUGGCCUGUGAAUAAAGUGUUUCCAUUUGUCACCUAUGCCAUGAGAUACAACUUAAUUCAGUAUGAUAUGAAGAGUAUGAAAACUUUUAUUUAAUGUUUUCAGAACCCCACUUCUUUAGCCUUGAAUACGUCCUGUGCAGGAAGGUCAGGCAUCCAACAGUGUCUGUUUACAUGCACUAAAUGUUCAGUUUUUGUCCUUAUUCUGAAAAAGAUAAUAUUCUUACCAAGUUCAUGAAAAUUCCACUAAUCCUGUUUGCCUACAGUUGUGUAUACUCCAAAUAACCUUGGAUUUUUGUUUUGCUAGUUUUCCACUGGUUGUCGAGUUACCCAUCUGUGCAAACAUAGCCUCCCACUUUCAUUCCUUCAACUACUUUUUGGCAAAGGGUGAUAUUUGGAUAUUUGUACAUAUCUAAAAACCUGUUGAUAUCCAUGUCACUCAUAAUGGUUAACAGUAGAUGUGUUCUCCUUCUCAACAAAAAUGUGGGCUUUUCUUGUGGCCUUGGAUGUCUAUCCAGAGCCUUUCAGACUGUAAUCUAGUGGGUUUGUGUACAACACACAGAGUUGAACUGUGUGUCACAAACUGUAGUAAUGAUCCCAGUUUAGAUGCAUAUUCCUAAAGUACUGUAACCAUGACCAAAGAAUAUAUCCCACAUGUCUUAACCAAAAGGCGCUUCAUUAACAAACAAACAAUAGGCUGUUUACAUGUAUCAAAUUCAGAAUGUGGUGUGUGGAAUAUUCCUGUGCAUCUGUUCGUAGUGAUUGUAGGAGUCUGACCGAUUUGCUAAUGAGUGGCUCCUGCUAACAUACACACAUACACACUGUGUAUUGCAGUUGGCCGUAUGCAAAAAUAACACUGUCAGUUGGACAGUUUUAAUUUAAGCUUACAAUCCAUCAAAACAGAUGAUGUAAAAACAAUUAUGAUAAAGUCUGCCUCAGCCCUUAUGUGUGAUAUUUUAUACACAAAGCCAAACAUGGGGCACCCGAUCUAAUAAAUGUUCACUUUUUAAUACAGUGUAAUCUCAUGGACAUGUGUCAUUAUUUAGUCUUUGAAGCUGUUAAUUGUUUUUUUUGUUUGUUUUUUUUUAAAUCCCUCCAUAUUUACUGAUGAAGUACUGAUCCACAGUGCACACACAAACACAGUAAAUUAUUACUCCUCUGCAGUGUCUUUACACACAGUUACUGAACUAAACUCAGACCUGAUGUUGCUGUUGAUCGUCGCAUGCUGAAGCCUCAGCUUGGUGGUGAAAAUCAGUCAACGCUUCUGUCAAUACAUGAAUAUAAAUCAAAAUCAUGUGCUUAGUCAUUUAUCAGUGAUGUUACGCAUUUUAAUCGCUGUCAGAUAAGCUGCACAAGUCUUCCAAACACUGCCGACCCAACUGCUGAGUGCAAAAGCUUCUGCCAAAAACAGAUUUUUGUUUUUUAACCAUUCCAAGCUAAUUUUCAUAUUAUGAUACUGAAUUAGACAUAGAUAUAUUGGCCAUGACGUUCCAAUGUCUUAAAGACUGUAUGCAUUUUUAUUAUUUAUACAACAUUACAGCUUUCACUAUGCAUUUGCUCAUCACCUUGUGUUUCUCAUGCUGACACAUUAAAGUGAAACUUGCGCUCUUUCUGCUAAAGGCAGUAGAACAGACGUCUGUAUCUCACACUAAUAUAUAUAUACAAACGUUUAACACACUGACCAGCACAGGCUCUCUCUCCCUCUCUCUCCUUAUUACAUAAUUACAGUAUUUCCUCCCAAAAGCACCUCUUUACCUUUGUUUUCUCACUCCCUGUGUAUUUUUAGUCGACUCUCACCCAGCCAUGCCGCCUGACUUCUCUAACUGGUAUAGCAGCUGAAUAUUUCUAGAAAUAAUUAGUAGCGUUAAUGUGAAGCUACUGACCACAGCUAUAACAGUUGUUGUCUGCACCACGCUACACGCUAAAGCGCUAUCACAGGUCAUGUUAAAGAACGCCAUUUUUAUGUGAGCUUAUACUGUGGCUGUUUAUUUCAUGGCUCAGUUUUGUUUAAAAUGUGGCUGAGAGUCUGUUGUCGAACAUCAAAUUACCUGAAGUUACUGCUGUCUUAAGCUCUGCACAUUUGUGUGCUGUGUUAAAUAGUGUAAAUGUGUGUGUGCCUUAAGUGUUCAUGGGGACGGUUGUGUACAGGAUGUCUGCUACUGGAUCGUGUCAGUUGGACGUAUGAGUGUCUAGACGGGACCCCGGUUGUAUAUACCACAUGAUGUUUGAAAGGGGGUCCAGACUGUGGGAGUCUGUGUUUGGUGCGAUACAGUAUUUGCACUGUGGCUCGUCAUGUUAUUGAAGUAAAGCAUUCCAAUAAAUAAAAAACAAACAAAAAAAAAAAAAAAACUAAAGGA
This is a messenger RNA of Sphaeramia orbicularis (orbiculate cardinalfish), 3654 nucleotides long. RefSeq names its product platelet-activating factor acetylhydrolase 1b, catalytic subunit 2 (gene pafah1b2). Lineage: Eukaryota; Metazoa; Chordata; Actinopteri; Kurtiformes; Apogonidae. Gene Ontology annotation, molecular function: platelet-activating factor acetyltransferase activity. The transcript has 6 exons. Bases 279 to 968 code for a protein of 229 amino acids. Gene Ontology annotation, cellular component: cytoplasm. The record is from RefSeq and is a predicted model, not a curated record.